CGUUUUCCGAAACGCCUCUUCGGGCGAAUUCCGGCUUGGUCCCGCCGCCUGACUUGGGACGGGUUGCCAGAGGCCCCGGCAGAUCCGUUUCUUCGUCCUUGGAUGGUUUGGCACUGCGGUGCUGAACUGGAAGAGGGUGGAGAAGAUCCAAGGACUUUGCUGUGAGAAGCGCUCCUUUUGAGUGGGCACCUUUCUUGGCUGCUGCAGGUCCUGCUGGGGAUUUACAUCUGGCUUCAAUGUGAAAUUAAGGUAGAAAAAUGCACAUAAACAUGUGUUUCCUGUUAAGAUUUAGUGUACUCUGGUUAUGCCUGAAGAGUGGGUCUUGUCUUUAGACUGAUAACUGCCAGCAAAUAUAAAUGAUUGUCCUAGAUGUCAAGCGUGUCUCCUCCGUACUGGAGUGAAAAUAUCCACCUCCAGGUCCCCACGGAAUAUCAUCUACAGAAAAUGCUUCAUGUUCUAAGGAUGAAAGCCACCUAGAUUCAUGCACCUAGUCUAUACAGUUGUUGUGGAUGGUUUGCCAUCUGAAAGCUCCUCAAGCUCCUGUCUGGGUCCUGUAUCUUUUUCUGAAAUGUCUCUGCUUCAGGCUUUGGGCCCUGUGCAGACCUGGCUGGGACAAGAGCUAGAAAAAUGUGGCAUUGAUGCCAUGAUUUAUACUCGCUAUGUCCUCAGUCUUCUGCUGCAUGAUAAUUAUGACUACGAUCUGCAGGAACAGGAGAAUGACAUCUUCCUGGGCUGGGAAAAGGGAGCUUACAAGAAAUGGGGGAAAAGUAAGAAAAAGUGUUCUGAUCUUACACUAGAAGAAAUGAAGAAACAGGCUGCUGUUCAGUGUCUUCGCUCUGCUUCUGAUGAAAGUUCUGGGAUUGAGACAUUAGUGGAGGAACUUUGUUGCAGGCUAAAAGAUCUCCAGAGUGAACAAGCGGAGGAGAAGAUUUCAAAAAGACUUGAGGACUCUUUGCCUCCUGAAAUAGAUUUAUCUCCUGCAGCAAAAGAUCAAGUAGAAAUGUAUUAUGAGGCGUUUCCACCUCUUUCCCAGAAACCAGUUUGCCUGCAAGAAAUCAUGACUGUAUGGAAUACAUCCAAAAUGUGUUGUUACUCCAGUACCUCCUCAUCUUCCACUGUCCCAGCAACUAGCACAGAUACAUCAUCUCCAAAGGACUGCAUUAGUGAAAAUGAAGCAUCCAAAGAGAGAAGUAGUAACAAAGCAUCUGUAACUAUACAGGAGAGAGCCACACAAAAGAAUGAUAAAGAUGAAAAAGAGAAUAAGUUUGGGAAUCGUAUUGAAGGAAAAUCUGUUUCAUACAAAAAGCAAGUCCGGCAUAAAUCUGAGGGAAAGAUACGUCUUCGAUCCUGGUCUUCUGGCUCCAGUGAAGAAGGUUCAAAUUCUAGUGGCAAUCAUGGUGAAUUAAAAGCAGCUACAAAAUAUGUAAAAAUAAGGCAUAAAACAAGGGAGGCUCGGAGUAAAAAAGGACGGAAUGGACAAAGUAGGUAUUUGCCAAAAGCUGGUGAAAAAACUGAAAGGAAAAUUCCUGGCAGCAGCAAUGGAUCCAUCAAGCAGCUAUGUAAAAGGGGUAAACGGCCAUUAAAAGAAAUUAGACGAAAAGAAGGUGGAAACCAUGAGAGAAAAGAGCUAUAUUUUGAUAGCAGGAAUGAAACUGAGUAUAAGGAGGAGCCUUUAUGGUAUACUGAGCCAAUUACAGAAUAUUUUGUUCCCCUGAGUAGAAAAAGUAAGCUUGAGACAACAUACCGCAACAAGCAAGAUGUAUGUGAUGCAACAUCAGAGGCUGUAGAAGAAUUAGCUGAAUCAGUGCAAGGUCUUUGCAUUAGUAACAACAAUAAUAUUAAUAAAACAUACCUCGCAGCAGGUACUUUCAUUGAUGGUCAUUUUGUGGAAAUGCCUGCGGUUUUAAAUGAGGAUAUUGGCCUCACUAGGACCUCAAUAUGUUCUCCACCAGAGGACAAUAUACAUUCAGAUGGUGUUCAUCUGUCAGAACUAACACACUUCUAUGAAGUGGAUAUUGAUCAAUCCAUGUUGGAUUCUGGUGCCUCAGGCAAGAUGCAAGGAGAAAGUCGGAUUUUGAAUAUGAUUCGGCAGAAAAGUAGAGAAGGAACUGAUUUUGAGGCAGAAUGUUGCAUAGUGUUUGAUGGAAUGGAAUUGAAAGGGGAAAGUGCAAUAUGGGCAGAUUCAGCCACCUCUGGUGCUGAAGGGUGGUUCUUGCAAGAUCUUAGUAAUUUAGCUCAAUUUUGGGAGUGCUGUUCAUCUUCUAGCUCUGGUGAUGCAGAUGGGGAAAGUUUUGGAGGAGAUUCUCCUAUUAGACUUUCCCCUACGUUAGACAGCACAAUGCUUAAUUCAUACAUGCUUGCAGGCAAUCAAGAGCUGUUUUCAGAUACUAAUGAAGGGUCUGGUUUAAAUUCUUUUUCAGUGUUUGAAGUGCAAUGCAGUAAUUCUGUCUUACCAUUUCCUUUUGAAAAACUAAAUUUGGGAAAUGAAAAUACAGAUUCUAAUAGCAAUGUUGGUAUGUUUGGGAAAACACAGUCUAGAUUGUUAAUAUGGACCAAAAAUAGUGCCUUUGAUGAAAAUGAACACUGUUCUAAUCUGUCAACAAGAACUUGUAGUCCAUGGUCAUAUUCUGAAGAAACACGUUCAGACAAUGAGACUUUAAAUAUUCCAUUUGAAGAAUCCCCUCAAUUUAACUCUGAUGAUAUUAAUUAUGUAGUUCCCAGAGUAUCUUCAAGUUAUGUAGAUGAAGAAAUUGUAGAUUUUUUGCAAGAGGAAACCUGCCAGGAACAGACAAGAUCUUUAGGAGAAAUACCUACUUUAAUUUUCACAAAGAAGUCAAAACUAGAAUCUGUCUGUGGUAUUCAGCUAGAACAAAAAACAGAAGAUAAAGAAUAUGAGACUCCACAAGUGUGUAGUGACAGUAGUCCACAUGAAGAUGACUAUGGCUCAGGAGUUAUGAAAGACAUCUGGACAAAUAUGACAGAUGAAAAUUCUGCAGCAAUUGUAGAAAUAGAAGGAAUAGAAGAGGAACUGUUUCCAGCUGAUGUAAAUCAUUAUUGUUGCUGCUUAAAUGAUGCAAAGGUAGAAAUUCUUCAAGGUCCUAACAAAGCAGUGCAAAGAUCAGAAUACCAUCUUUGGGAAGGUCAGAAAGAAAAUUUAGAGAAAAGAGGCUUUGCUUCAACCAAUUUAUCAGAAAUAGAUUGUGGAGAUUAUACUACACCCUCUAAAUCAUGGGAUGUUAACCAAGAUAAAGAAAGUUCAUUUAUUCUUGGUGGUGUGUAUGGGGAACUGAAAACAUUCAACAGUGAUGGAGAGUGGGCAGUAGUGCCCCCCAAGCACCCAAAAGGAAACUUACUACAGUGUGCAGCUUCUGAUGUAGUCACAAUAGCUGGUACAGAUGUCUUCAUGACACCAGGAAAUAGCUUUGCUCCUGGUCACAGACAAUUAUGGAAACCUUUUGUAUCAUUUGAACAGAAUGAGCAUUUGAAAUGUGGUGAUCAUGGAUUAAAUAGAGGUUUUUCAUUUAUCUUCCAUGAAGACUUGUUAGAAGCUUGUGGUAAUUUUCAAGGUGAAGAGUCUGGUCUUGAGUAUUCUUUCUCUUCCUUUGACUUAAAUAAUCCAUUUUCACAAGUUCUUCAUGUCGAAUGUACAUUUGAACCAGAAGGAAUUACAUCCUUCAGCCCUUGCUUUAAACCCAAAUCAAUCCUUUGCUCUGAUUCUGACAGAGAAGUUUUUCGCCCUAGAAUAUGUGGUGCUGGGAGGACGCAGUACAGAGCAAUACGGAUUUCUCCUAGGACUCACUUUCGCCCCAUUUCUGCAUCUGAACUUUCUCCAUGUGGUGGAAGUGAAUCUGACUUUGAAUCGGAGAAGGAUGAGGGGAAUAUUCUUAUCUCUUCUCAAGCUGAAGCAUUUGAUGAUCCACAAGCAGAUCUGAAACCACUGGAAGAGGAUGCAGAAAAAGAAGGGCAUUAUUAUGGCAAAUUAGAACUUGAGUCUGGGAAGUUCUUUCCUACAUUAAAAAAGUGUGGGAUGGAAAAGAGUGCACAGACAUCUCUGGACUCCCAGGAAGAAUCAUCUGGAAUAUUGCUGGUAGAAAAUGAGAGUUCUUGCUUAGAAUGCAGUAUGAAAGAUGUGCAAGACACAAUGGCUGUGAAAAAUUCUGAAGCUAGCUGCAAUGUUGUGGAGCCACAAGAAGAGGAAGACAAGUCUUGCAGUUGCAAAGAAAGCUCAUCAGCGCAGCUGAAAGAGUUUCCUGUAUUGAACAAUGACCUUCAGAAAAUAAGCUACAAUCAAGCAAAACAGUGCUGGUGGGAGAAAGCUCUUUAUACUCCACUCUUUCCUACAUCACAGUAUGAAGACCCCUUACAGGUACUCUGCUUCUGGACUCCGGGCAUGCAUGUGCACCACGAACCCCAUUGCUGUAACUGGGGAUUAAAAGACAAGGCACCUCACAUAGAAUCAGAGAUGGGUGACAUUGCAACAGAACAGCUGCUGGACAAAGAGUUCCGGUGCGAUUCCCUACAUUUGAUGAGUAACCAGGCAGCCAUUCAACAUACACAGAAGCAAGGAUAUUCUUCUCACACCUUGUCAUGUAGACAACAAGGAAGAUCUACAGCUUCAGCAGCUGCCAAAUGCUAUACAAAUGUCAAGAGGGAAAACAGUGUUGAAGAAUUCACAGAUGUGAAAGAAUUACUACACAGUGAAGAACAUCUUCAAGAUUUUAAUAUGGUUUCUUCCAUGCAUGAAGCAAGGUGUACAGAUCCUAGAGAUUCUGAAGUAAAAUCAAAUGGCUUUAGAAAAAAGUUAUACUCCAGCGACAGCUCCAGUUCUGAAGCAUCAGAAGGUGGAAAUGGAUGGACAGACCCUUGUGAAGAGGAGCUUUUUUCUCGAACUCACCUAUAAAGCUAUAGAAUAAAAGGAUGGUUUGAAGAAUAACAUGAGAUGGUAAACUCUUCCAGAAGGCUUGUAACUCAGCAACAAAUUGAGUUCUUCCUUCAUAUAAUGGAUUCAGAAGUGUAUUUAUCUUUCUCUUCUUGGUAUUUUAUUUUUAAUAGUGGGAUAUGGUCCCGCUAGAAGCUUUUUUUCCCUUUUCUCCAAACUAUUAGCUCCUUGGCUAUUUGGACCUAGAGUAGAUUGUGGUGUCAAAUCAAGAAUGGAUGUGCAUGUGAUUGUCUUAGUAGUAUCACUGCUCUUUUGCAUCCUAGCUGCAGUUAUUUUUAUUUUCAACUGCAGCUCUAUCAGUAUUACUAUCCUACUAGCAUUGCAGUGUCUACGACUAUUCAGAGAUUUUAUCUUUUAGCACAUUUAGGCUUUUAAGAUUUGGGAGAUAAAUACUUAACACUGUAAUCUAUCAGUGCCUUUCUGAAUGUGAGAGGAAAGCAUGUAUGGCUUGUCCUGUCUUUUAAGAUCUUAUAACUUGGGAGUAGAAAUACUAGGGCUGUGCUUUAGAGACUUUCAGAAACUGUACUUUCUAUUCUAGGAUCUCUUCUCCUAACAUGCAUAGAAACAAACAGAGUUGGAACAAUUGUUUGUUACCUUCUUGUUAACUGAAAAAGCUGUGGAUCUUUGCAGGGACGGGGAGGAAGAAAUAUGAUUAUUCCCCCUUUUCCCCUCUUGUUUUCAGGGCUUAGUAUUUCUUCUUUUUCAGGACUCAGUGUUGAAAAGUAGAUGAUCCAACAAAUGACACUACAGCCUGAACCAAGCACACUUACUUCAAUGAUACAUGCUUGUAAGUGUACUUAGGAUUGCAUUGUGGGGAAAUUAAUGAACAGUGAACUUUGUAAUGAGCUUCAUAUAGUUGGCCUGAACAACGAAAGAAAUCUUAAGAGUCAAUGUUCAAUAUUUUAUAUGCAGAGGAUUAGUAUAUCUCUCAAAAUAAAUCCAGUGGCUCCUGCAGUUAGCUACUAUUAUGGCUGUAAUUUAGUAAAAUUUGUAGCUAACUUUGUGCCCUGAGAGAAUGUUAGGAGUAAGUUGUGUGUUGUGGGCGGGAGUGGGAACAUGAUUUACAUGUGUGAUUGCAGUAGUGAUUGUUGCUUUAUGUGACCUGCUCUUAACGUUUAUUUUAACAUAGUCAAUGCAUCUGUCAAAAUGUAACUGUGCAAGACUAUCAACUCCCUGUGCUAAUAAUGUAUUAUGCAAAUCAUAAGAGUCAGGAGGAGCAAUAUUGGUUUAUACCAUUUCAUAGUUUUAAAAAACUAUACAAUAGCAGCAUGUUUAAGACACCAGAAAGAACAGAAAGCUUACUGUUGACUUGAAAAUGCUAAGCCAUUAAUUUUAAUAGGCAAGAAACUCUUUAACAAUUAUAGUUGUUUGAAAUGGUAAGCUGAACUGGCUUUAAAAUUUUAUUCUGUGCUAGUGAGCUUAAUUGGAUUGAAUGAAGUUUUUUGCCUUUUCUUAAUUGAUAGUACAUGAUUUAAGAUCUAGGGUAUCAACUCCUUGUACGGGUUGUAUAUUAUCCUUUCCGUUGAAACUUCAACUCCAUUGGCUUGGUUUGUACCUUCCAGGGAAAUGUUAUUAAUAACAUGAAUAAUGGCUUUUAAGCUACUUUAUUUUAGCAUCCAUACUAUAAAUCUUUACAGUGUUUUUUUUUCUUAUUUGAAAUUUUGGAUAUGUGUUUAAAUAUUUACUUUCUUCUGGAGCUUCCUUUAAAAUGUUGUAUAGCACAUGCACUAAGGAUAUUGUUGUCAGUAUGAAAGCAAAAAGAACAAAACUGAUAAAUCCUAGUGAUUAAUGUAAAGAAUCAUUGUUAGAAUUAUGAAAAGCCAAAUGGGAAUAUUUGGGGAGGGAACAACCCACACUUUGAAAAUUCAGCUUAUUUGGAUAGAGAUCUCAGUGAAAGGAUGGUUCAUUUCAUUAUGAUUCAAUAUUCUAACACCUUUGAAAAUAUGUAUGUUACAUGUGUGGGCAAUAACAAAUAAUAUUUAUUUGUUUCAUAACUGAAUGGAUAAAAUUCUGAAGCUUUCCAGUGAGAAAGUGGAUGUGUGAGUUCGUGUUUCUGUUUUUCUGCAAGGAUAAUUUAAAAGUGGAGAUGCUGAAAUGCACUGUGGUAUGAAGCGCAUUGCAUAUCCAUAGCACUGAAGUAUCAGUUUUUCAUUCCUGGGCUGAACUUGUUUCUACCUUUUUGCUUCAAGUGGUUGUAUUGUUCUGAUUUCACAUACAUCAGAGUAACUGAAUUUGGUUUUUUGUGGAGUUACUUAACACCAAAUAAAAAAUAAAAGGAUAAUUAAAUUGUGUUGUCUUUGUUCAAUAUGCAAAAUUCCUUAUUAAACAGCACUGUACAAAUAUGGGAACUAUGUACAAUUCAGCAAAACCUUUAGGGACCCCCAUUUAGUUGCCUUCUGAUGCAAUAGCUAAAAUGUUGUGUUGACCUCUCCCCCCAAAAUAACGUGUCAGGUCUGUUGUUACCAAAGCAGUCCAGACAGUUAACAUAAUGUAUGUCAUUUGCAUAAUGACAAAAUAAUAUCAGUUGUAUCAGUUAAUUAUGCAGCUUACGUAAAUUGAUACAAAUGAUAUAAAUCACAUCAGUUAAAUUCAUCUUUAACAGAUAUCCUUUCCCCCAAACUGGUCUGUAAAAUCAAAAGUUUUGCUAUAGUAUAUGUUCAGUCAAAGGCCUUUAUUGCCUCAUACUGAAUCGUAACACAAUUUAUAUGUAUCUAUUAGAAAGCAGUGCAAAAUGAGCAUAAAAAUACUGCUUGCUAAUGUCAUGCCAUCUCUUCUCACACUAAAUUGAGCAGCUUAAAAAAAAAUCCUAUGAUUAUCGGUUUCUGUCACUGAAUAACAUAAACAAUUAUGCUUGCCUGUCUCAAGGAAAUUCCUGUAACUCUCAUCUUCAGGCAUAAAAGAGAAAUAGCUGUAAGUGCUGCCUUGGCAGGUGGUACUUGAAGGUUCGCUAGCUAGUGUGGAUGCUGUAAGUGUUACAGAUGGCUGUUUGGUAAUGUUACAAGGAGUUUGGUUUUGUUUUCCUGUGCCUGAAUAGAAGCCGAUACACCUUUAGAGAGGAAGUAUAUACAGUGGCUUAGGCAUUCAAAUAAAUGAAAAGUUCCUUUUAUAAACUUCCCAAUGCAUAUACCUUAAGCUUGUGCUAACCAGAGACUCAAGAAGAUUGAGUUCAGUGCACACUGUUGAGAAAACAACAUCUGAGUUCCCAAAUUGAGUCAUCUCGUAUUAUAGAGCUUUUAUAGACAGAACUAAAAAGGUUCAAAGCCUCUAGGCAAACUGAAUGGUCACAGCAGUUAAUUUUGUAGUUUGCAUCCUGGACUUUUUAUUCAGGUAGUAUUGCAUAUCAGUUCCUUAUAAUAGGUGAUUAUUAUGCUGUGAAUCUUGAAAAAGCAAUUUCAGCCCAACCUGAGAAUUUGUGAAAGCAUCAGCUGCAGAGGCGAAUAUAAUCAUGUUCUUAAUAAAAGUAUUUUCAAAAGUAUUUCUAGAAACACACAUUGAAUCAGAAGAUAACAGAGUGAGCUCACGAGGCCUUAGCAGUGAACUCCCCAAAUGGCAACUUUUCAGCAAAUUGCCAGAUCUGUCAAAGUAAAAGAUAAAUAAUAGGCUUACCAUGUUAAAAUUCUUGUGUAUUUUUUCUAUCUUUUAAUCAAACACGUUGAAGAUAUAUAAACAAGAAACAGGAAAAAGAGAUAAAAAAUAUAAUACAGAUGAAUAAAUGUAUGAAAAGGGGAGGUUAAUAUAUCAUGGAAGUUAUAGUUUUCCAAUAUAUUGUUACAUAAUUAGUUAAUAAUGAGUAACAUUUUCAUUUUAAAUCAGUUUUAAAUAUUUUAAAGGACUAAAAACUGCUCUUAAGCUGGAAGCAAAAUAUGAAUAUCAAUAACCAUGAAUACGAACCGUAUAAAUUAUCAAGUGAAAUUGCAAUCUACAAUAAAUUCUAUCCGUGUUCCUAAAAAUCUGCUCUGAUAUGGAAAUCCUAUGUAGACUUUGAGCAUAGAAAUCCAAUUUUUUUGAUUUGGUACAAGUCCACGUAGUUUAAAAAUGGCUUCCACUUUUAGUUAAAUUCCAAAUCAGAUUUACUUUGAAGAUAGGAUUACUGAAGCACACUCCCACAGCUUUGAUAGCCAUUCUUCCAUUGAAGGGAACAUAGACUUUUCCAAUAAAGAGUGUAUAAUAUCUUUGCAGCAAUUGGUAUGUACAAAGUUAGUUCAGGUAUAUUUUGAGGAAAUUGAUCGUUUAAUAAAAAUAUUGUAGGUUGAAAUGAGAAUUCAACUUUUACAUUUGUUUUAUUCUGUUAUGAAUUAUUUUUCAGAUUUGUUGCAAUUGUUAAAGUAUUGCUACCAGAUGUAAAAGAAUGAUCCGCCUGCUCAUUACAUCUCCAGCAAGUUUUAGAAAAUGAAUUAACAAUUUUAGCAAUCAAAACUCGAGUAAUAUACCAACAUUAAAAUGUCUUAUACCGAUUUUCUCUAAGUGUAAUUUUUUAGGUUAAUGUAAUACUCUCCUAUUGAAAUUUCAUUGUUGCAAAUUGAUUACUACUUCUAAAUUCUGCAUCCAUAUAAUCAUGUGGUCUUUGACUUUUUGGUUUCUGAAUCAUAUUGCACCAGCAAUUUAUAAAGAAGGCCCAGCAGUUGCUCCAAACUAUGUCUUAAAAGAUUUUCAAAUUCACUCAGGUCUCUAAGGGUUCUUCUUUGUUUCUGCAAUUCUUUUGAUUCUGGGCUAUUUAUGUGAAGUUACAAAAAUCAGUCCAAUGAACGAGACCAUUGUGAAGUAAGAAUCUCAAAAGUUUUUAUCUUCGUGUUAUUAAUAAUAAGAUCUUUCAAUCUAAACUAAUUGAUAUCUCUCCAUGGAGCAAAUUUGUGUUUUCAUAAAAAUAAACAUUUAAUAAUAACAAAGCAAGAGGGGGACAUCUUAGACAUUCUUUUCCUGUAUUUAUCCAAAUGUUCAGUUUAAAUCCAAACUCUGCCCAUCUCCAAACAUACCUUAACUGUAAUGUCCAUUUUAUACCAACACUUGUCAUGAGCUGUUAACUCCUUGGCCACUCUGAUUAGAUUUAUUUAAACCUCUUGCUAUCAGAUUCAAAUGAUUUUAUUUCCUUAAGUGUGGCCAAAUUCUGUCACAUAAUAUGUAAGAUGUGCAGCAGUUUGACUGACAAAUCUGUUACUUAAUUAGAUAAUAUUAAUUUUAUGUAUUCAAGUGUUUUAUGGACUGUCAUUGACUGCAAUAAAGAUUCUGAUUCCAAAGGUUCAAUACAUUACUUAUUAUUACAUGAUCUCAUAUAAAUUGUUUAUUUCUGUUCGUUUCAGUCCAGAGAUAUUUAUGCUGACUGGAACUCCUGGCCUUUCUGUAUUUGGGCCAUAAGGAGAUAUGAUCCAGUCUGUAAUCCAUGUUAAGCAACUGGCAUGAUAGUACAGUUUAAAGUUGAGAGCCACCAAUCCACUUUGUUCAUUCAAAACCUGCAAAAUAUUAAAUUUAAUCCUUGGGGGUUUUUUAAUUGGACCAUACGUUGUUCAUUAUGCCAGUCAAUGAAUACUUUAUUUUCAAUAUGUAUUGGAAUCAUAUGGAAAAGAAAGUAACAUUCUAGUAAAAUAUUCAUUUAGAUGAUUGCAAUUCUUCCUAAUCAAGAAAGUUUAUUUUCCUCCUCUGGAAACAACUGCUGUUGUCUUUUUCCAGCUCUUCAAAUAAUUAUUUUUAAAUAAAUGAUUUUUUUGUAUUUAACCUUUUCUCAGAAGUGUUAAAAGUCAUUACUAGAUGCAGGUAUUGUUUUUCUUCGUCUGUUAGAUUCCAUGUCAAAGUAAUGUCAAUAUAUAUGCUAUUAACAGUCUUUUGGUUGAGUGACUGUGAGUAUAUCUUCAUUGGCAUGUAAUUUCAGUUUAUAUUCAUGAGUUGCUAGUUUAACUCCAGCAGUUUUAUUUUCUUGAUGUAUUUUCAUUGCCAGUGGUUCUAAUACCAGUACAAAAGAAGGGGAAAGGGGACAAUAUCAUCUUGUCCCCUUCUAUAGGAUGCAUUGUGGUGAUAAGUAGUAAUUUACUAUUAUCUUGCUUUUUGUUCUUUAUAAAUAUUUUGUAUCCAUGUGAAAAAAUUAAGCUACAUCUCUUUUUUAAAACUGCAAGCAUAAAAGACCAUGCUAGAUUGACAAAAGCUUUUUCUACAUAAACAAAGAUUUUAGCCACUUUUUUGUUGUUUUGAUUUAAUCAAUAACAUUCAAUAAAAGUCUAAUGUAUGUCAUAUAUCUCUACAGAACAA
Python bivittatus (Burmese python) is the source of this 11176-nucleotide messenger RNA. RefSeq names its product KIAA0232 ortholog. NCBI's taxonomy places the organism in Eukaryota, Metazoa, Chordata, Lepidosauria, Squamata, Pythonidae. The record is from RefSeq and is a predicted model, not a curated record.